AUGAGCACCACAGCGAAGACACCAACUGACUUUCUGAAAGCCAUUCGCGGUCGACCAGUCGUCGUGAAACUGAACUCUGGCGUCGAUUAUCGAGGAAUACUUGCAUGUUUGGAUGGCUACAUGAACAUUGCCAUGGAGCAGACGGAGGAGUAUGUGAAUGGACAGUUGAAGAACAAGUAUGGCGACGCCUUCAUCCGAGGAAAUAACGAUCUUGCCGCCAUGAAGAGCAACAAGGCUGAUGACGACUAUGACUACCUUUUCAAGGUUGUCCUGGUCGGCGACUCUGGCGUCGGAAAGUCUAACCUGAUUUCGCGGUUCACCAGAAAUGAAUUCAACAUGGAGUCAAAGUCGACUAUCGGUGUGGAGUUCGCCACAAGAAGCAUUGAGGUUGACGGCAAGACCGUGAAGGCCCAGAUCUGGGAUAUGGCUGGUCAAGAGCGUUACAGAGCCAUUACGAGUGCGUAUUAUCGUGGUGCGGUUGGAGCUCUUUUGGUGUACGACAUUACGAGGCAAGUGACUUUUGACAAUGUGGAGCGUUGGCUGAAAGAGCUCCGCGAUCAUGGCGACCAGAGCAUCAUUAUCACUUUGGUCGGGAACAAAUGUGAUCUGCGGCACUUGCGAAAGGUCUCUUUGGAGAAGGGCCAGGCCUUCGCAGAGAAGGAGGGCUUCUUCUUCAUUGAGACAUCAGCCCUCGAUGCCACCAACGUCGAGGACGCCUUCACGCAGAUUUUGACCGAGAUCUAUUGGAUGAUGAACAAGAAGGCGUUGGCACCUGAUGAAGAUAACUACGCUGGUCCAGGGAAAGGCCAGACCAUCAACAUCAACGCUCCUCAGGAGGAGAAGCCUGUCCAGUCCUCAUGUUGUUAG
Closterium sp. Naga37s-1 is the source of this 867-nucleotide messenger RNA. NCBI's taxonomy places the organism in Eukaryota, Viridiplantae, Streptophyta, Zygnematophyceae, Desmidiales, Closteriaceae. The record is from the annotation of a GenBank genome assembly.